Messenger RNA from Rhodamnia argentea, 3510 nucleotides. RefSeq names its product protein PAT1 homolog. Gene Ontology annotation, molecular function: RNA binding. Bases 533 to 3007 code for a protein of 824 amino acids. Lineage: Eukaryota; Viridiplantae; Streptophyta; Magnoliopsida; Myrtales; Myrtaceae. The record is from RefSeq and is a predicted model, not a curated record. Gene Ontology annotation, cellular component: P-body. The transcript has 5 exons. Gene Ontology annotation, biological process: P-body assembly; deadenylation-dependent decapping of nuclear-transcribed mRNA.
GGGCCAAAAACAUCACAAAAAACCAUCACAACCACCAUCGUCGCUCCUCAAUCAUGAGCUCCAAUUAUAUUACUCCCUCUGUUGCCGAGCCACCGUGAGCCUUCUCCAUAUACUAAACCCAUCUCUCUCUCUCUUUCUCCCUCCGCGGCCCUCCGCCGCCCCCGCCGCCCCUGCCGCCGCCUGCUACGUCGUCGUCUUAUCCUAUACAGCGAUAGGGUUUCGGUUUCGGUUUCCUUCAUUCGCUUUUUUUUAUUUUUUAUUUUCAUUUCCCUCACUUUCACACUUACCUGCUGCGGACCUGGCUGUCCGGUUUUGCUCGAAUUGCUUCCCCUCGGUACCUGUCUCUCGUGCUUCAGUGAGCUUGUACAGAUCUUAUCGUCUUCUUCAUCACCGUCUGGACGAGACCCUAGGUGUUCCGUCGCGCGGGGCCUGUUGCGUUGGCUCGGUCUUAGCUUUCUUGGAGUUGUAGAUUCGGAUUCGGUUUUUCUUCCGGUGUUAGAUUAGGCUUGGAGUUGUAGAUAAUUAGGUUGCGAUGGAUGGUUUUGGUAGCGGCGAGAACAGUCGUUUUCAACUUACCGGCUCGCAGGAUCUCAAUCAAUUAGGCGAUGGUUCGGCAGGGGGCACUGUAUUUGACGCAUCCCAAUAUGCAUUCUUUGGUAAUGAUGCUGUCGAAGAAGUUGAGUUAGGGGGAUUAGAAGAUGAAGAGGAGGAUUUGCCUCCUGCUGGCCUAGAGGAAGAGGAGUUUCUCUAUGACAAGGAAGAGGGUGAGGACUUAAGAUCUUUAUCCGAAAUUGAUGAUCUUGCAAGCACCUUUUCAAAGAUAAACAAGGUGGUCAGUGGCCCAAGAGUUGCAGGAGUAAUUGGUGAAAGAGGAUCUAGGGAAAGUUCUGCUGCUGCUGAGUGGGCAGAAGGAGAGGAUAACAUUAACUGGUUUCAUCGCAAUGUAGUGGACUCCGAUAGCACUUUAGAAGGCAAAAGAUGGUCAUCACAACCAUAUUCUUCCGCUCACAUUAUAGAGUCAAAGACUCUGUAUAGGACGUCAUCUUACCCAGAGCAGCAGCAGCAGCUCCAGCCUCAUUACUCAAGCGAACCAAUAUUAGUGCCAAAAUCAUCUUACCCUUCAUAUCCUCCAGGUGGAGUAUCGCAGCAUGCUUCCCCAAAUUAUCAUGCAGGCCACCUAAAUGUUCCUCAUCCUGCUGGUGGAAACCAAAUGGCAUUAUCUGCACCAAACCUUCCUCCUUUUUCCAAUUCUCAGGUCCAGUUGACCACUUUGCAUCAUGGCUCCCAGUUCGCUGGGAAUAUGCCACCUGGUUUACCUCUUGGUAGCCGACCACCCAAUCAAUGGGCCAAUCAGAUGAACUUGUAUCCUGGAGAGCAUGCAGGUCGAUUAAACAGUGGGAUACAGCAGCAAUUUCCUCAUCAAAAUGGGUUAAUGCCUCCACAAUUAAUGCCUCAACCACAACCACAAUCCCAGCAGCAUUGGCUGCGCCGUCCAAUGCAGCCGCCUUUUGGGCAUUUGUCAGGAAUGCAGUCCCAAUUAUUUAACCCCCACCUUUCUUCAUCUCCACCGUUAAUGGGCAAGUUUGAUGCGAUGUUUGAUCUUGCUGAUUUAGGUGAGCAAAGACUAAAAUUAGCUCAGAAAGGUAGACAGGAUCUGCGUUUUUCUCAGCCGGGAUUUGAUUUCAAUGGCCCGAAGAGUGGUAGUGGGUGGCCGAGAUUUAGAUCUAAAUAUAUGUCAGCUGAUGAGAUAGAGAAUAUCCUCAGGAUGCAGCUUGCAGCAACACACAGUAAUGACCCUUAUGUAGAUGAUUAUUACCAUCAGGCUUGUCUUGCUAAAAAAACUGUGGGGGCAAAGUUGAAGCAUCAUUUCUGCCCUACUCAUCUCAGGGAACUCCCUCCUCGAGCUCGCACGAACACUGAACAACAUGCUUUUCUCCAGGUUGAUGCUCUAGGGAGAAUUUCCUUUUCAUCAAUUCGGAGACCUCGUCCUCUUCUUGAAGUUGAUUCACCUAAUUCAUCUGGUGCGGCUGGCAAUACUGAACAGAAAGCAUCUGAGAAGCCCCUGGAGCAGGAACCAAUGCUUGCAGCAAGAGUGGCUAUUGAGGAUGGGCUUUGUCUUCUUCUUGAUGUGGAUGAUAUAGACCGAUUCCUGCAAUUUAAUCAGGCCCCAGAUGGUGGGGUUCAGUUAAGACAGAGGCGGCAGGUCCUACUUGAAGGCCUUGCCGCAUCACUCCAACUAGUCGACCCUCUUGGCAAAAACGGCCAUAGCGUUGGGCCUGCUCCCAAGGAUGACCUUGUGUUCUUAAGGUUGGUGUCUCUUCCUAAGGGUAGGAAGCUCCUCGCAAGGUACCUUCAGCUCCUUUCUCCCAUUGAUGAGCUCAUGAGGAUAGUUAGCAUGGCCAUUUGUCGUCAUUUAAGAUUUUUGUUUGGAGGACUUCCCACUGACCCAGGAGCAGCAGACUCAACAAAUAACCUUGCGAGGGUGGUUUCACAUUGUGUGCGCGGCAUGGAUCUUGGUUCUCUAAGUGCCUGUCUUGCAGCUGUGGUCUGUUCUUCAGAGCAGCCACCUCUUCGUCCCCUUGGUAGUCCUGCUGGAGACAGCGCGUCCCUUAUUCUCAAAUCAGUUCUUGAGAGGGCAACUGAUCUCCUAACUGAUCCUCAUGCUGGCACCAACUAUACCAUCACUAAUCGACAACUAUGGCAGGCUUCAUUUGAUGAGUUUUAUGGUCUUCUCACCAAAUAUUGUGUAAAUAAGUAUGACAGCGUAAUACAAUCAGUGCUAAUGCAAGCCCCAACGACAAGCAUGCCUGUUCUUAGUGCCGAUGCAGCUAAAGCUAUUAGUCGGGAAAUGCCAGUUGACCUGCUACGAGCAAGUCUUCCCCACACGGAUGAGGACCAGAGGAAGCUGCUGUUGGAUUUUGCUCAAAGGUCCAUGCCUGUAGUUGGAUUUAACAGCCAUGAAGGGGAGAAUGGUGGUCAAAUCAGCUCUGAGUCGGUGUUAAGUUAAUAGAAUGAUGCACCAGGGCUCCAACUUAUGUAUGGCUUUAGCGUUAUGGAAAAGCUGUGUGCAUGACAUGCUUCAAAAGGGUCUAUGUUCCCUCAUUUUUUCCGUAUUAUACAAGUGCAUCUCAAUAAGCCUGGACAGGAGGGAGCUGCAGCAAAGUAUGAAGUGGGAAUCGAGGGGCACUCUUCGUUCCCGGUUGAUUUAGUGCCGUUCAAGUACUUGUUUUUAGCUUCUUAAUUUCUUUUCUCUGGGGAGACUUUCCAGCAGUUUUAUGCUUGUACCGAACUUCAGAUUUGCUUUCUUUUUUCGGCCCCUUGAUUAGGGUAGUAGUUUCCAGUUUUUGCCAACUUAGGAGCGUGUUUUGUUGCUCUGUUUUGAGUUACGGAUGUGGGUCCUGGACAAGGGGUUUGGUUUUGUACAGGGCUGGUGUAGAAAGGUAUCCCGCGUUCCUGUACUAUUAUUCCGAGGAGGUGGGACGGGUUUUGGGGGGCUUUUAUCCUUUUAAA